AUGAUGACAACAGCCGAAGUCGAAGAACUUGUUGAAGACUUUAUUAGAGUAGCAAAACGUGUACAAAACGUCGGAGCUGAUGGAGUUUGUGUUCAUGCAGCUCACGGCUUCAUGUUAUCCGAAUUCCUUUCACCACAUUACAAUAAGAGAACAGACAAAUACGGUGGAAGUCCAGAAAACAGAAGAAGAAUUUUCAAAGAAAUUGUUGAAGGAAUUCGUUCAACUUGUGGAAAAGAUUUCUUUAUCUCUACAAAGAUCAAUGGUGCUGAUCAUUGUGAAAACGGUCUCACUGCCAAAGAUUUCGUUCAAAAUGUCAUUAAUACACCUGGAUUAGACAUGGUUGAAGUAUCUUGUGGCUUCCAAAAUGCUGCUGGAUGCAGAACACCAUCAUUCAAGGGAAUUAAUGGUAUUAGAUUCAAACCAGCCUACAAUCUUGGUGAAGCUCUUGAAUUAAGAAAAGUUUCUGACAUUCCUAUCGCUGUUGUUGGUGGAUUCAGAAAACUAAAGGAUAUGGAAGAUGCUCUUAAGCAAGGAAUCCAACUUAUUUCUGUUGGAAGACCAAGUAUUUGCGAUCCACACGUUGCCAAACACUUGAUGUAA
Molecule: messenger RNA, 600 nt
Organism: Trichomonas vaginalis G3
Lineage: Eukaryota; Parabasalia; Trichomonadida; Trichomonadidae
Product: FMN binding
Exons: 1
Coding region: 1-600 (199 amino acids)
Molecular function (GO): FMN binding; oxidoreductase activity
Source: RefSeq, a predicted model, not a curated record